Molecule: messenger RNA, 1182 nt
Organism: Dicrocoelium dendriticum
Lineage: Eukaryota; Metazoa; Platyhelminthes; Trematoda; Plagiorchiida; Dicrocoeliidae
Source: the annotation of a GenBank genome assembly
AUAAUUUGGGUGUGAUUGAUUCACUGACGAAAAACGCGUACGUUAGGCGUGAGGCUGAGUGACGCUAGUGCCAUGAAUCAGAAUCGCCUAUUUAUCGUCGCAACCGUCUUGACAGGCUUUGCAAUUGCAUUAGUUUCCGCAUUGAUCCUUCUCGAUCCGAUCAUGCGAUUUAUAGUCUACGAACAGACAGAGUUGGUCCCAGGGACUGUGACCUACGAACAAUGGGUUCAGCCGACGAUUGACAUUUAUUUUCAGGCAUACUUGUUCAACCUAACAAAUCCUAUCGAGUUUCAGGCAGGCGAAAAGCCUAUACUUCACCAAUUAGGACCGUACACCUAUAAAGAACGCCGCUUCAAGAAAGACAUUAUCCCACAAGCUAUGCCCAGCACUCUCCAGUACAAAGAAGUAAAGGAAUAUCAUUUUAAACCAGCCAUGUCUGCUGGUUUGGAAUCUGAUGUUGUAACUACUGUGAGCUUGGGGUACCUAGCGAUCGACACAAAAUUCGGUUGGCUACCCGCAGUCAUUGAUCGCAUGAUUGCAUUACUGGAGCAAUGGGUCGGAGAACACCUAAUCGUACGCAAAACAGUUGGCGAGAUUCUGUGGGGCUACGAAGAUCCAUUUUUGGUAUUUCUCAGAAGGAUGAAUGUUCCAGUUCCUUCAACGAUGAUCGGGCUAUACUUGGGCAAAAAUGGCACCGAUGACGGACCAGUGGAAGUUUAUGCAAAUAACAAAGAUCCAGAGAAUUUUGGGCAUAUUUAUAAGUAUCGCGGGUCACGCAAUCUGUUAUGCUGGACUACACAACAGGCGAACCAAAUCAAUGGUUCUGAUGGGUCACUGUUUCAUCCGUUUAUGCAUUGGAGCGAACACCCGUAUGUAUUCUCCGCAGAUAUUUGCCGUUCCAUUCAACUGCAACCAGAUUCCAUGAUCGACAUGUACGGGGUGCCUGUCAUUCGAUAUCUUCCAUACACGGAUACUUUCAGCUCGCCACUUACAACGGAGAAGAACAGAGGAUUUUGUAUCCACUGGCCAAAUUGCUUGAAGGAUGGUGUUUUUGAUGUGUCUACUUGUAUUCCGGGAGCCCCCAUCGCUAUGUCACCACCGCAUUUGCAAUACGUAAGUUGCUUGGUAUAUUUUCACUGUAAUGACUCACAGUUAAUGCAAAUCGGCUUUGACCCCCUGUGA